UCGACUGCGAGGCGGAGGGGUCGCCGCUCCCCGAGAUUCAGUGGAGUGUGAGUCCAGGGGAGAUGCACGCCAGGUACAUCCGCCUCACCAACGGGUCCCUGCAGCUUAUAGCGGCCCAGAUCGAGGACGAAGGCCACGUGAUCUGCCAAGCUUACAACGAACUAGGAGAGGACCUCGCCAAAGCUGACCUCAGCGUCAAAGUGUCGGGCAUGUGGUCAUCGUGGGGCCCUUGGACUUCGUGCAGCGUGUCUUGCGGACCCGGCCAGCAGACGAGGCGCCGGCUGUGCAAUGCCCCCGCCCCACGACACGGAGGCGCCCCUUGCCCUGGGGACGAGGCCCAUACCCGACCCUGUCCGACCUCAGCCGUGCCCGCUGGAUGGUAACUGGUCACCGUGGGAUCCUUGGGGCGAGUGCAGCGUGACGUGUGGUUCGGGCGUCCGAGUGAGGACGAGGUACUGCUCGGCCCCCGCUCCCCUGUAUGGUGGUCGUCCUUGCGAGGGAAACGCCGCCGAGGAGGAGCCCUGUUCCCUGAGGGACUGUCCAGUCUCCGGAGGGUGGGGCGAGUGGACGCCGUGGUCCGACUGCAGCGCCACCUGCGGCCAGGGCCUCCGUCAGCGAACGCGUCUCUGCGACUCGCCUCCUCCUGCUGCCGGGGGGGCGCACUGCCAGGGGGACGGCCUCGAGGUCACGCCGUGCUCCAACCCGCCCUGUCUGCGAUGACCCUCCGCCCUCCAACGGCGGCCGAUACUGCCCCGGCUCAGACACCCUCGAGGACUACUGCAACUUGGACAUGUGCCCCGUCAAUGGCGGCUGGUCGUCGUGGUCGUCGUGGGGGUCGUGCACGGCGACCUGCGGCGGCGGCCAGAGGAGGCGGUUCCGCACGUGCGACAACCCGGGCCCGUCGCAGGGGGGGCGGGCGUGCACGGGGCCGGACACCGACUCGGAGGCUUGCAACACGCUCAAGUGCCCCGUGAACGGCGGGUGGGGUUCGUGGAGCGAGUGGUCACCGUGCAGCAUGACCUGUGGCCUCGGAAUGAGGGUCAGGUCACGACUUUGCAACAACCCUUACCCUGGGUUCGGCGGCGCCCCGUGUGUAGGAGAGGAACGCGAGACCUCCAGCUGCGAGGGCGACACGUGCGAGGUCCAGCCCACGCUCGCCAUGGGCACGGUGAUCGGCGAGCUGAACGGGGAGGACCUGGGCAUCGUUUCCUUGGUCUCGAACGUCAGUACCCUGGGCAUGCAGCGCACCGUCACCACCAGAGUCAGUCCCCUCAUUCCAAAACAUGCCACCUGGUUGACCCCGCUGCUGGCUGUGGCGUCCCCCGUGUACUGGACGUCGGCGUAUGAGGUCAACGGCGCCGCCAACGGACACUCGCUCACCAAGGGCUUCUUCAGGAGGGAGGCGCACGUAGCUUUCGCCACAGGUGAGACCGUGGACAUGACUCACGUGGUAAGGGGGGUGGACGCCAACGGGGCCCUGCUAGUGGACGUCCAGCUGACAGGACACGUGCCUUAUCUGCCUCCGGGCUCCCUUAUCACUCUCCAGCCUUACAAUGAGGACUACGUUCAGACUGGCGGUGCUUCAGUCUUCGCUACUUCGACCCGCACCUUCACCCUGGACGGCUACCACCUCCCCUACGCCUGGAACCAGACUAUUUCGUACGACGCUGAGCUCGGGAAGCAGCCGUACCUCGUGCAGACCCUUCAUGCUGCCGGUCUGGGGUCUGCGUACAGAACGAGCCAGGCCGAGUUGGACGUGGUCGUGUCAGCCUCCAUCUCUCCGGCGUUGAACAGUGGCACUUGUCCCUCCGGCUUCACCCUCGACUCGUCAGGCCCUUACUGCCGCGACAACGACGAGUGCCUGGCAUCCACGAGCCGCUGUUCCCACGGCUGCACCAACACCGUCGGGAGCUAUUCCUGCGACUGCAACCUUGGCUACACGCUGGGCCCCGAUGGAUACACGUGUCAAGACGUAGACGAGUGUUCAAUGGCCGGUGUGUGUGGGCCGCUUGAGAACUGCGCUAACACCCCAGGCUCUUACACCUGCACAUAUAACUGCCGGCCUGGACUCAAAAGGACUGCCUCGGGUACAUCGUGUGAAGACAUAAACGAAUGCACAGAGACGCCAGGAGUGUGUGACCAGACGUGCCUCAACCUCAUCGGGGGAUAUAGGUGUGACUGCAGAAGGGGAUUCAGGCUCGUGGGCCAGAGUCGCUGCGUCGACAUCGACGAGUGUUCACAAUUCCGAUCCCCGUGUACCCAUGGCUGUGAAAAUACCGUGGGUUCUUUCAGGUGUUCUUGCCCCGAAGGUCACAUGCUCUUGCCCAAUGGUCGCUGUAAAGAUAUUAACGAAUGUGCAACGUAUCAACACGACUGUCUGGAGGAGCAAGAGUGUCGAAACACAGAGGGAUCUUACAUUUGCAUAACACACUGUCCAAAUGGCCUCACGAACGCAGACAACGGCACGUGUAAAGACAUAGACGAGUGUGCAGAGCAGAUCUCUGGAUGUCACUUCACCCAGACCUGCUCAAACACUUGGGGUUCUUACCACUGCACUUGUCCGAGGGGAUUCAGCUCGUCAGGACCAGGGCAGCCCUGUUUAGAUGUGAAUGAGUGCCUGGCCUCCCCCCCUCCGUGCAAGUACCAGUGCCACAACCUCCGGGGAACGUACGAGUGUAUUUGCGGUCCUGGUGAACAGCGGCUGCCCGACGGGAAAUCCUGCGUUGGGCUUCAGUACCUGGAGGAGGAGGAGGCCGCCGGUCGGGUCGCCCUCCCGCCGCGUCGAACGAGACUCCGCCCCGCGCCGGGCUAUCCGACCUCCGAAUUCCAGGAACGCCUCCUGCACUCCAUCUACAGCCGAAGGCGCUGUCGGGAGGGAUUUGAGCUCGAGGACGAUGAGUGUCGAGACGUCAACGAAUGCACGCUGCCGGACAGAUGUCAACACCGGUGCGAGAAUACCAUCGGGAGUUUCAUGUGUUUGUGUCCUCCGGGGUAUCGACUCAAUGCAAACAGAAGAACGUGUGACGAUAUCAACGAGUGCCGCGAGCAGGACGUGCAGUGUGGCAGGGACCAACUCUGCUUCAAUCUCCGGGGGUCGUACAAGUGCGUGUCCGCGCCCUGCCCGCCCGAAUACCAGAGAGACCCAGCCACAGGCUCGUGCAUCCUGGACUGCCGGUGGGGUAAGAACAACUGCCCCCCCGGCGUGACGUAUGCCCACAUCCUGGCAUUCAAGACGGCAUCUCUCCCAGCCGGAAUACAGGCCUACCAGGAUCUCGUGCGUCUCAUGGCCUACGACCAGCAUGGCAGCCUCGUCCCACAGACGCUGUUCAGUAUUAUCGAGAACGAAACAGGUGUCGCCUUCAGAAUUCGCUUGGAGAGUGGCAAAGGUAUACUGAGUACACUGGAUCCUCUUGCGGCAGGUCGAGAGUACAGGAUGGUUGUGGAGGCUGUGUCCUACGAUGAGGUCGAACACUUCAUCAAAUACUCGACCAGAUUCAUCAUCUUCCUUCACAUAUCACAAUACCCAUACUAAGCAAGUCGCUGCAGUGUUAUACUUAACAAUAGUUAGCAGUAGUACUAAUAACCUGAUACUUCUUUUAAAAUAUAUUUCUCUUCAAGUACUGAUAGAGAUGAGACUUAUGGUUAGUAUUUAUUUUAGUGUGUCCUGAAGUUUUUUUUUUUUUUUUACGUAUUGCAGUAUCCUGUAUAUGCUGGUUAGCGAUUGCAUUUAGGUAUUGAAUUCGAUGCUCAGGUUACUUAAAAAGAUUUUUAAAGAUUAAUGUAAUGCCAGUGAUUUUCAAAGUCUGUUUGGUAUGGAUUUGCAUAAUAAAAGGCUAAAUUGAGUGAUUUUUUUUUACCUAUUUAAUAAAUGAUUUGGGUUGUAAUAGUAACUAAUGCCUAUUUCCACAUUUCCAUUCGCCGAGAAAUGAUGUAUGUGUUUCAGAUCGGUUUGUCACGCAGGAGAAAACUUCAACAGGGUACUGCAUGCGGUUUUAUAUAAAUGUGUAUAAAAUGUGUUUUUGUUUCUUUUACUAGAUUAAGAGAUUGACAGUAUUCCCCCUCUAACAUUCCAGGGCAUGGAGCUAUCUCUCGUAUAAUCAUAUUUACUGUAAAAAUCCACAGAAAACGUUUCGAAACGUUUUCCUUUUUUUCUCUUCAGCGAACCUUUACUGACAAUGCAGUUUUUUGUCAUCGCCCUGUCACUGUAUUGUACUGUACUUGUCCCCCUAUCAUAAUGUGAAUUGCAUUCAUGUUAACCUACAUUUUCUAAUAAAGAAAGUUCUAAAAUAAAAAG
This is a messenger RNA of Penaeus monodon (black tiger shrimp), 4294 nucleotides long. RefSeq names its product hemicentin-1-like. NCBI's taxonomy places the organism in Eukaryota, Metazoa, Arthropoda, Malacostraca, Decapoda, Penaeidae. The record is from RefSeq and is a predicted model, not a curated record. Gene Ontology annotation, molecular function: calcium ion binding.